Messenger RNA from Tribolium castaneum (red flour beetle), 583 nucleotides. Its product is annotated as ATPase inhibitor mai-2, mitochondrial. Gene Ontology annotation, biological process: negative regulation of ATP-dependent activity. The transcript is spliced from 3 exons. Gene Ontology annotation, cellular component: mitochondrion. The coding region runs from base 148 to 474 and encodes 108 amino acids. The record is from RefSeq and is a predicted model, not a curated record. Lineage: Eukaryota; Metazoa; Arthropoda; Insecta; Coleoptera; Tenebrionidae. Gene Ontology annotation, molecular function: ATPase inhibitor activity.
GGUUUUGGGAGUGGAAUUCAUUAGAUGUCGCUCAGGUAGCUGCCUAGCUUACCGGUGAAUUUGACACUUUGACAUUCAGGAGUUGGUGAAAAGUUGUCACACGAAGUCCAGGUGAUUUUGCGGCACAAACUUCUCGCAAAGUACGAAAUGAGCUUUUUGCGUAACCCGCGAACCCUUCUGGAGGCAUCGAAAGCUCCGAAACAGUUUCGAUUAAUGUCACAGCUUGGCGAUUUAGGGAGCGGGGCUGGGAAAGGGGGCGGCGGCGGCGGCACAAUUCGCGAAGCCGGGGGUGCCUUCGGCAAGGCUGAAGCCGCCAAGGAAGAGGAGUAUUUCUAUAAAAAGCAAAGGGAACAGUUAUCGAAACUGAAAGACGAUUUAAAGAACGAAAUUAAUUUCCACGAGGAGCAAAUCAAGAGACAUCAAGAUGCGAUCAAUCGCCACAAGCAGAGAGUCACCGAAAUCGACAAGGAGUAAUUUCAUAUUUGAGUUCCACAGCUUGAAAGUAGAUUUCUUAGAUUGGAAAAUAUGUUCACGUUUACUGUAUGAUAUAGGUAUUAUUUUCAAAUAAAUAUUAUCGCCUUCA